AUGUUGCAUCGACCCGGCAUUGGGACGGUAUGCCCACCUGCUUUGAUAAUUAUCCACUAUAGCAGGCUUGGGCAGGGGAAGCCCAUUGCCGGGUGGGAAAACAAGGGGUGGCAUGGGGGUCUAGCCACGACCGAAGCGGGAAAGACUCCAAUCAUUGACGAAACCAUAAAAAGCUUGACGAAUGGCCGAGGUCUACGCUUGAAGACUGGGGGUCGAAGUGUGGAUAGGUGGGUGCCAACGAACCUCCUGAAAUUCAUGAGGUAUUGCUGUGGAACAUGGGGCGCUUGUACCUGGGCCGAGACCCAAAUUGGAAUGGUUGGAGGGAUAGCGACGAAGUCGAACAGCCUUAAACAAGCUGGUUCUCCUGACAAGUCGGAGCCAAGACUGGGCGACGAGGGAGAUAGAGUAGCUGAGCCACCAUCUACCGGUGAACACUACAUACCAUAUAGAUGA
This is a messenger RNA of Truncatella angustata, 453 nucleotides long. RefSeq lists its product as uncharacterized. The record is from RefSeq and is a predicted model, not a curated record. The transcript has a single exon. Lineage: Eukaryota; Fungi; Ascomycota; Sordariomycetes; Amphisphaeriales; Sporocadaceae. The coding region runs from base 1 to 453 and encodes 150 amino acids.